This is a messenger RNA of Hirundo rustica (Barn swallow), 1763 nucleotides long. It is a transcript of the gene MLKL, whose product is annotated as mixed lineage kinase domain like pseudokinase. Bases 232 to 1689 code for a protein of 485 amino acids. The transcript has 11 exons. Lineage: Eukaryota; Metazoa; Chordata; Aves; Passeriformes; Hirundinidae. The record is from RefSeq and is a predicted model, not a curated record. Gene Ontology annotation, molecular function: ATP binding; protein kinase activity. Gene Ontology annotation, biological process: cell surface receptor signaling pathway; protein phosphorylation.
GCCGAGGCCAGCGAAGCAGAACCGGGUAAGAGACGGCUUCUCUGGGCAAGACAAGGAGAUCCUUCCUUGGGGGCUGUGCUGGAGAGAGCGUGAAGAGGACGGGAGAGUGGCUGCAGCUGGAUCCUGGGGUGGAAGAGCUGCGUCUAGCUGAUCUCUGAGCAGCGCCCGAGGCUCACGUGCACCAGACGCUGCCAGCCCACAUCUGCAGUGGCCAAACCCUUUGCUGCAAGCAUGGACAUCGUGGAGAGGGUCUUCUCUGUGGCCCAGGUCAUCCAUGCCCAAUUUGAGCAGGUGAAGUGCUGUAAGCACCAGUGCCAGCGCCUCGUGGAGCGCAUCCAGAUUCUGCUGGAGCCUGUGAGGAUCCUUAGGGCUCAGCCACGACAGCAUAUCUCCCACCAUGAAGAGGAACUGAUGAAAAAGCUGCUCCAGACCCUGGGGGAAGCCCAGAAACUGGUGAUGAAAUACAGCCAGACCAGCUGGAUCCAGAAGUUCCUGCGAGCCCGAAGCACUGGUGAGGAGUUUGUCUGCGUGAACGAAAGCCUGGAGGACAUUGCCCAGGGGCUCUCGCUCCUGCUGCAGGCAGAGCAGAAGCAGGCGUUCCUGGAAGCUUUCCAGUCAAAGACAUGUCGCAGGCAGGAUGCUGAGGACCUGAGGGAUGACAGAGCUUUCUUGGACCAGGUGAUUGCAAGUACUGAGGAGCCCAAAGAUGUGGUUGAGGAGAUCUACAUCGACAGGGAGUGUAUGGAGAGCAAGGUGGACCGGAUGCAAAGCGAGCUGAACAAAGUCAUUCGUGAGAUGGAGCGCUUGAAGAAGGUCAACGUUGGUAAAAGAGAAGACAUCACUGAGAUCAAGCCAGAGCACCUCACUUUCCACAGGCACCUGCAGGACACAGAGAGCUACGACCUUUAUGAGGGCGAGUACCUCAAGUACCCUGUUGCCAUCAAAACCUUCAAGAGGCCAUUGACCACUGACCCAGUCAAGGUGAGAGACAUCUUUGAGAAGGAGAUUCAGACCCUGAAGAAGUUUGAGUCUCCGAACAUCCUGCGCAUGUACGGGAUCUGCAUUGAGGAGAAAGAUGGGAGCCCCUGCUUCUCCAUCAUCAUGGAGUACUGUAAGCACGGGACGCUGCGGGAUGUGCUGAACAAGCAACAGCACCUUUCCUGGGAUAUCCGCAUUCGGAUGGCCCUGGGAGCUGCCAGAGGCCUUUACAGGUUGCACCAGACAGGAGAGAAGUCCCGACUCCAUGGCUGCAUCUGCAGUAGCAAGUUCCUGGUGGCUGGGGAUUACUGUGUGAAGCUGUCAGGAUUUGAGCUGUGUGAAACAGAAUCAUCCAUCAAGAGGAAAGCCAAGAAGGACUGGAAACAAGUCUCUAUGUUGGCUUACAUCGCUCCAGAGAACCUGAAAGACAUCAACUACCCUUACAAGAGGCCCUGUGAAAUAUACAGCUUCGGGAUCGUUCUGGCAGAGAUUGCAACCUCCAAAAUCCCAUUUGAAGGCUGCACCCCUGAGGAGAUCAUGGAGAAAAUCUGCAAUCACCAUUACUGGGACCCUCUUGGGGAAGAUUGUCCUGAAGACCUGAGGAAAGUCAUUGAACAGUGCCGGGCCUUUGACCCUUCCCAACGCCCUUCUGCCGAGGAGAUUGUGGACUCGCUGGCUGACCUGGAGAAAAGCAGAAACCAAGGAAGCUAACUGUGGAAAGCAGGGCCGGGUGACCUGGGGCAGGAAGCCCAGGGGUGCCACUCGCCCCUCUGCCCCCUCAGAGA